Salvelinus sp. IW2-2015 is the source of this 402-nucleotide messenger RNA. It is a transcript of the gene gpank1, whose product is annotated as G patch domain and ankyrin repeats 1. The record is from RefSeq and is a predicted model, not a curated record. Lineage: Eukaryota; Metazoa; Chordata; Actinopteri; Salmoniformes; Salmonidae.
AGUCAGCAGAUGGCGAUGUGUGGGCUAUUUGCGUGACGUAGAAAAUAGUGGACAUGACGCCGCAAACCAACAACAACAAAGAUGGAGGCACGCUACUUUACCUCAGGUGACUGUAACGUUACUGUCGCCUAGCCUGUCUAGCGGUCAGCUAGCUAUUCCAGCGCCGCCGACCAACCGGCCCAGCCAUGAGCUCGCUAAGCUACUUCACCCCGGCCCGAGAGGAAGAGCUGCUGUGGUCGGGGAACGCAGGCGCAGCCACCGGACCUCAACCCAGCACCCUCGGAGGAGAGGAGGCACGGCGCUUCUAUCAAAGCGUCAUAGAAGAGGGGGGUGGAGGGGAGAGACGAGGAUUGGAACAGAGGGGGAGAGAGAACCGCAGGGGGAGAGAGAGGAGGGGAAGAG